Messenger RNA from Arvicola amphibius (Eurasian water vole), 4259 nucleotides. RefSeq names its product SUMO specific peptidase 6 (gene Senp6). The transcript is spliced from 24 exons. The coding region runs from base 548 to 3955 and encodes 1135 amino acids. Gene Ontology annotation, cellular component: nucleus; cytoplasm. Gene Ontology annotation, biological process: protein desumoylation; regulation of spindle assembly; regulation of kinetochore assembly. Gene Ontology annotation, molecular function: SUMO-specific endopeptidase activity. NCBI's taxonomy places the organism in Eukaryota, Metazoa, Chordata, Mammalia, Rodentia, Cricetidae. The record is from RefSeq and is a predicted model, not a curated record.
UGACGCCUGGGCGGGGUGGGCGGGCAGGCGGCGGCGGCGGCGGCCACUGCGGGAGCAGCGAGGGGUCGCGGGCGCCUCACGGUCGCGGAGCCCUCGCUCGGCGCGCCGCUGCGGCCAUUUUACGGCCCGGGACGCAGGCGGCGUGUGCGCGUUCGCCUCGCUCUCCGUCCCCGGCGCCAGCGGCGGAGAGCAGCCUCACGGAGAUCGGCGCGGCCGGUGGAUGGGGAGUCGUGUGCCGAGGGAAGCCGGACCCGGGAAGCGCCGCCGCCGUCGCCGCCGCCGCUCACGGACCCCGGUAGGAGCCUGAGGAGAAGCAGCCCAGGCCGCGGGCCUCAGCGCCUCCCGUCCGCCCGAGACAGGCCGGGCCGCGUCGACCAGCUUUUGUGUGGGGACCCGGCCCGGCGGGGACAGCGUCGCUCGCGGACGGCCGAGCCCGAGGCCCGCCAACCUGCGGCUGCUACCCUCCCGCCGCGCGGCCCCUGUUCCCCGCGAGCACGGCCGCGGUGCCGGCCAUGGAGUAAGGAGGAGGCGGCGUGGGAAGAGGAAGAUGGCGGCGGGCAAGAGCGGCGGCGGCGCUGGGCAGGCUGCUUUUCUGGAAGCUUUGGCUAGAUCAGAAUCUAAGAGAGAUGGAGGUUUUAAAAAUAAUUGGAGCUUUGAUCAUGAAGAAGAAAGUGAAGGAGAUGCAGAUAAAGAUGGGGCAAAUCUACUCAGUGUAGAAGAUGAGGAUUCUGAAACCUCAAAAGGAAAAAAGUUACAUCGGAGGUCUGAAAUUGUUGCUACUAGUUCUGGUGACUUCAUCUUGAAGACCUAUGUAAGGCGAAACAAGACUGACAGUUUUAAAACUUUGAAAGGCAACCCAAUUGGACUUAACAUGUUAAGCAACAAUAAAAAACUGAGUGAACAUACAGCAGCUGCAGCACUGUGCUCCGGAACCGUAGUUCAUGGCAGACGCUUCCAUCAUGCUCAUGCGCAGAUACCAGGCGUCAAAACGGCAGCCCAGAGCAAUCAGGACCGCAAAGAAAGGAAAGAAUAUCCACCUCAUGUCCAAAAAGCUGAAAACAACCCUGUAAUGUUAAGUCAUGUCCAAGGUGUAGAUCGUAUAAUGAAGAAAACAGAAGAGUCGGAAUCAUAUAUAGAGCCUGAAAUUAAGAGGAAAGCACAGCAGAAACGGCACUGUAGCACCUAUCAGCUAUCUCCACUUUCCCCUGCUUCGAAGAAGUGUUUGACCCAUUUAGAGGUGUCUGAACAGCGUGAAUGUUGCCCAAAAUGUGGAAAAGAAAAAGAAAAUCAGACCAAAUGCCAAAGUUGUGGUAUUGUUUUUAAUAAUGAUUUGCAAAGAAAUUGCAGACAAGCUAUAACUUUGCAUGAAUCCACUGGACCUUUACUAAGAACGUCAAUUCAUCAGAAUUCUGGAGGACAGAAGUCACAAACCACAGGUUUAACAGCCAAGAAGUUUUAUGGUAACAGUGUGGAGAAGAUUCCAAUAGAUAUUUUGGUGACAUGUGAUGCUAGUAGACAUAAUUACAUCCAGACUAAUGGAAAAGUCAUUCUACCUGGAGGAAAAAUACCUAAACUCACAAACCCAAAAGAACGAAAGACAAGCUUGUCAGAUCUGAAUGAUCCAAUCAUUUUGUCCAGUGAUGACGAUGAUGAUGAGAGGACUAGCAGAAGAGAGAGCAUAUCCCCACAGCCUGCAGACUCCGCAUGUUCUUCCCCAGCGCCAUCGACUGGAAAAGUAGAAGCUGCACUAAAUGCAAAUAUUUGCAGAACAGAGCAGGAAUCUAGAAGCAACCCAGCAGAAUUGGAGUUAAACACAGUUGUCAUACCAAGAAAAGCAAGAAUGAAGGACCAGCUCGGCAAUCCCAUCAGCACACCUCUAAAACGUCGCAAAAUAAACACUCACGGAACUUUAAUUCACUCUAUGUCAUUGUCACCACCCCCAAACUUUGGAAGUGUCAUUUUAAACUGCCGAAGUAUACGAGUUGGAACGCUCUUCCAACUGUUGGUAGAGCCUGUAAUUUUUUCUUUAGAGGCAAUCAAGAUACAACUAGAUGGACCAGAUAGUGAUCCUGUAGAGAUUAUUUUAAAUACCUCUGAUCUAACUAAAUGUGAAUGGUGUAAUGUCCGGAAAUUACCAGUAGUGUUCCUCCAGGCCAUACCCUCAGUUUAUCAAAAGCUGAGCAUGCAGCUGCAAAUGAAUAAAGAAGCUUGGAAUGAUUGUAAAGGAAUGAACAGGUUACCAAGUUUAGAAGAACAGUACAUUAUUUUAAUUUUUCAAACUGGCCUUGAUCCUCAGGCAAAUGUGGUCUUUGAAAGUAUCAUUACUGACAUUGGUAUAAAGAAUAAUGUUUGCAACUUUUUUGCGAAAAUUCCUUUUGAAGAAGCCAAUAGCAGACUUGUUGCCUGUACAAGAAGCUAUGAAGAAAGCAUCAAAGGAAAUUGUGUGCAAAAAGAGAACAAAGUGAAAACUGUGUCCUUUGAAUCUAAAAUACAGCUCAGAAGCAAACAAGAAUUGCAGUUUUUUGAUGAUGAGGAAGAAACCGGAGAGAGCCACACUAUCUUCAUUGGCCCUGUAGAAAAAUUGAUAGUGUAUCCACCACCUCCGGCUAAGGGAGGCAUCUCUGUUACUAAUGAGGACCUGCACUGUCUAAGUGAAGGAGAGUUUUUAAAUGAUGUUAUUAUCGACUUUUAUUUGAAAUACUUGGUGCUUGAAAAACUGAGGAAAGAAGAUGCUGACCGAAUUCAUAUAUUCAGUUCUUUUUUCUAUAAACGCCUUAAUCAGAGGGAGAGAAGAAAUGCUGAGACAACUAACCUAUCAAUACAACAAAAACGUCAUGGGAGAGUAAAAACAUGGACCCGGCAUGUAGAUAUUUUUGAGAAGGAUUUUAUUUUUGUACCCCUUAAUGAAGCUGCACACUGGUUUUUGGCUGUUGUUUGUUUUCCUGGUUUGGAAAAACCAAAAUAUGAACCUAACCCUCAUUACCAUGAAAAUGCAGUCAUGCAAAAAAGUUCAGCUGCAGAGGACAGUUGUGUUUCUUCUGCCAGUGAAAUGGACAGUUGUUCACAGAACUCUUCUGCCAAGCCUGUGAUUAAGAAGAUGCUAAACAGAAAGCAUUGCUUAACGGUAACUGAGUCCAGUGCUGGACAGGAAGAAAGUGAGCCUUGUUAUCGGAGAAACACAUACAGUGUGAAAUGUAGUGUGAAAAAAAAAAACCAUGCUAUAAGUGAAAACGAAGAAUCAAGUAAUGGAAAAUCUGCAUGCCAGGAAGUUAUUGAUAGAGCUAAAAGUGAGAAUGGCCUACAGGAUGAAUGUUUAAAUUCUAUACAUCAUCCAGAUGCCUUAAGUAAAAUCAGACUAAACUACGGUGAUCAGUCAGCUGAAGGUGGCAAAAUGCUGGAAGAUGAACUCAUUGACUUCUCAGAGGAUCAGGACGAGCCGGAUGAUAGCAGCGAUGAUGGACUCCUUGCUGAUGAAAACUACAAUUCAGAAAUAGGACAGUGGCAUUUAAAGCCUAUUGUCUGUAAACAACCUUGUAUUCUCCUUAUGGACUCACUUAGAGGCCCUUCUCGGUCAAAUGUUGUCAAAAUUCUAAGAGAGUAUUUAGAAGUGGAAUGGGAGGUUAAAAAAGGAAGCAAAAGAAGUUUUUCCAAAGAUGUUAUGAGAGGUUCCAACCCAAAAGUUCCGCAGCAGAACAACUUCAGCGACUGUGGCGUAUACGUACUGCAGUAUGUAGAGAGCUUCUUUGAGAAUCCAAUACUAAAUUUUGAGCUCCCUAUGAAUUUGGUGAACUGGUUUCCUCCCCCCAGAAUGAAAACAAAAAGAGAAGAAAUCCGAAACAUAAUUCUGAAAUUGCAGGAAGAACAGAGUAAAGAGAAGAAGCUGCUGAAGGACACUUUGUCAGCAGAAGCCGUAGGGGAAGGAGCAGAGCAGUAUGCCAGCAGUGUCUCAGAGUGACCAGGAAGCUGGGACUUUAGCUUCAGAAAUCACAUGGCAUUCAACUUUGGUUAUAGACAGUAAAGAGCUGAAGUGCUCACUACUCAGAGAUUUGGGGAGGGUUAAUGCUGUAAAAAUGUCACAUAAGUAAUUUCCAAAGGAUUAUGUAUUAAGUAAAAGUCUGUAAAUAUGUUAAUGAGGCCAAUUUUUCCAACAUUUAUAAUUAUUUUUUUCACUUUUAGGAAACCUUUGUUAUGUAUUUUCUGUUAAUAAUACUAAAACUGCAACUUCUAAACACAAAUAAACUAUUUAUAGGAGGAAACGA